This is a messenger RNA of Cornus florida, 1586 nucleotides long. Its product is annotated as zinc finger CCCH domain-containing protein 23-like. Lineage: Eukaryota; Viridiplantae; Streptophyta; Magnoliopsida; Cornales; Cornaceae. The transcript has a single exon. Bases 61 to 1200 code for a protein of 379 amino acids. The record is from RefSeq and is a predicted model, not a curated record. Gene Ontology annotation, molecular function: metal ion binding.
GAGAAUGCGUUCUUGACUUCCGAGGGGGUAGAUAUAGAUAUAUAGAGUGAGAAGAGAGAGAUGAUGAUGAUGGGUGAUACAGGUCUGCCAAAUCCGAUCAUCCAAGUCCCUCCGUGGGACCUACUAGAUGAUCCAACGGCCAUGAUGGGCUCUCCAUUUUCGAUCAAUGCCCUUUCCGUUAACCUUAACGGCAAUGCCACCAGCCCCAACGGCGACAACAACUACGACGCCUUAACGGCGUCCCUCCAGCGUUAUCUUCCCUCAAAUGUCAACAACUUGGUCUCUGAAUCUGAUGCUCUGCAAGGUGAUGACUACGAUAUUCCGGUGAACGCGUUCUCAUGCGAUCAGUUCCGCAUGUACGAGUUCAAGGUGAGGAGGUGCGCACGUGGGAGGUCACAUGACUGGACGGAGUGUCCGUACGCCCAUCCCGGCGAGAAGGCUCGCCGGAGAGACCCACGAAAGUACAACUACUCCGGCACUGUGUGCUCGGAGUUCCGAAAAGGUCAGUGUAAGAAGGGUGACUCGUGUGAGCUAGCACACGGCGUAUUCGAGUGUUGGCUCCAUCCGUCUCGCUAUCGUACGCAGCCCUGUAAGGAUGGAACCCACUGUCGACGCCGAGUCUGUUUCUUCGCUCACACCCCUGACCAGCUCCGAGUCUUGCCUCAGACGAGUCCGAGAAUGUCUGACUCGUUUGAUGGGUCUCCGAGUCGACUCGGUCUCGACUCGUACGGGUCGUUUGGGUCGUCUCCGACUUCGACUCUUUAUUCCCCGCCGGUGUCUCCUCCGUCUGACUCGCCACCCAUGUCGCCCCAUGGGUCGCUGAGUGUGAACUCAGUGAGUGAACUCGCUGCGUCUAUGAGGAAUCUUCAAAUCGGGAAGGCGAGGAUGAGCAUGAGUCCACCUUCGUGGGGUGUUCAGAUGGGUUCUGGGUUUUGUUCGCCCCGGAGUCAAUCGAAUCUCCGACCCGGGUUUCUGAGUCUGCCUACGACUCCAACUCGGGUUCCAACUCGUUCUGGACUAAAGGUUUUCGAGCUCUGGGAGAAGAACUGUGAAGAAGAGCCUGUCAUGGAGAGGGUGGAGUCUGGGAAGGAGCUGCGUGCAAAGAUAUACGCGAAACUCAGCAAGGAAAACUCGCUGGACCGAGUUGAAUCGGCUUCUCCGGGCCCUGACGUCGGGUGGGUCUCGGAGCUGGUCAUGUGAUCCGGGUCUGAUUGCUUUGGUGUGCCUGAUUCAUUCUUUUGGUGGUUGAUGGUCCGAAAACCAAAUGGGUCACCUUUUGAUUCUUCAGCUGACUUGUGAAUAUCAAUGUCAAUACUUGGUCUGUGUAAAUAUUUGAUCGUACGGCAGAGAUUAGUCGCUAAAUCUCUAUUUUGUGGUGGUGGCUUUAAUUUUUUGGGGAUGAAAAAAAAAAAAAUGGCAACUUGUCUGACACAAGAAGGGGGUUCUUAGGGGUUGCCAAAAAUGGCAUAUGGGGUUCACAUUUGUAUUUUCUUUUUGGAUUUUCCCGGAAAAUUUAUCUUCUUAUGUAAUCUGCCAAGCUCAUGGUGUUUAUGCCUUGAUCAAUGUAAUUAAUAUAUUUUCAUCUA